Molecule: messenger RNA, 1830 nt
Organism: Oryzias latipes (Japanese medaka)
Lineage: Eukaryota; Metazoa; Chordata; Actinopteri; Beloniformes; Adrianichthyidae
Gene: atg4b
Product: autophagy related 4B, cysteine peptidase
Biological process (GO): autophagosome assembly; protein delipidation; mitophagy
Cellular component (GO): cytoplasm
Molecular function (GO): protein-phosphatidylethanolamide deconjugating activity; cysteine-type endopeptidase activity
Source: RefSeq, a predicted model, not a curated record
CAAUACACCCCCAUAUUGUUUAUAAAAGCAAUAAAACAAACAAAAUCUGUUUUCUGACUCAUUAGCCAAUAAACGCUCUGGAUUUGACACUGGGCAAAAACAGUGUCGAAUCCUCUGAUCUGAUUGGACCACGUGCGUUAAGUCCCGCCUUCUUCCGGAUUCCUCCGCGGUUCUCUCUUCCCAUUUGUCGAGCUGCGUGGAGAGCCGAACAACAAACAAGAUAGGGUGAAGACCGUCGGGAUGGAUGCAGCUACCUUGACGUAUGACACACUUCGUUUUGGAGAGUUUGAAGAUUUUCCUGACACCCCGGAGCCCGUGUGGAUCCUGGGGAAAGAAUACAGUGCGCUUACAGAGAGAGAGCAGCUCCUGUCAGACGUCGCGUCACGCCUCUGGUUCACAUACAGGAAAAACUUCCCACCCAUUGGGGGGACCGGACCCACGUCAGACACAGGAUGGGGGUGCAUGUUACGGUGCGGACAGAUGAUCCUGGCAGAGGCGCUCAUGUGCAGACACUUGGGCAGAGACUGGAGGUGGGCGAGAGGCCGGAGACAAAGAGAGGAGUACGUCAGCAUUCUGAACGCCUUCAUUGACAAAAAAGAUAGCUACUACUCCAUCCAUCAAAUUGCCCAAAUGGGAGUGGGAGAAGGAAAGCCUAUAGGACAGUGGUACGGACCAAACACAGUCGCCCAGGUCCUGAAGAAGCUGGCCGUGUUUGACACAUGGAGCAGGCUAGCGGUUCACGUGGCGAUGGACAACACCGUCAUCAUCGAGGAGAUCAAGCGCCUUUGCAUGCCGUGGCUGGACAUCGGGGAUCGGGAGGAGGCGGGGGAGCUCAACGGCUGCCUGGAGGGAGCGUGUGCGCUGGUGGAGGAGGAGACGGCGCUCUGGAAGCCUCUGGUUCUGCUCAUCCCGCUCAGGCUGGGCCUGAGCGACAUAAACGAAGCGUACAUCGACACCCUCAAGCAAUGCUUCAUGCUGCCUCAGUCCCUUGGUGUCAUUGGAGGAAAGCCCAACAGUGCCCAUUACUUCAUCGGUUAUGUCGGAGAGGAACUCAUUUAUCUGGACCCUCACACCACGCAGCCGGCCGUGGAGCCCAGCGAAGACGGUCAGGUCCCCGAUGAGACGUACCACUGCCAGCACCCGCCCUGUCGCAUGCACAUCUGCGAGCUGGACCCGUCCAUCGCAGCGGGCUUCUUCUGCAGAACAGAGGAUGAGUUUGAUGACUGGUGUAUGCGCAUUAGAGGGCUGUCCUGCAAGAGAGGAGGUCUGCCAAUGUUUGAGCUGGUGGACAGCCAGCCCACUCACAUGGUCAGCGUGGAUGCCCUUAACCUUACUCCUGAUUUCUCAGACUCGGACAGGUUGGAGCGUUUUUUUGACUCGGAGGAUGAGGAGUUUGAGAUCUUGUCCCUGUGAAGGAGUGCAAUGAACAGGACUUGGACUCUUUUUGAAGAGAUAAUGGCUUGUUGGAGACCUCUUGGGGCAGUCCAGCUGCAGUGGGGGGGGGGUCGGUGUGUGCUCCACAGCGUUCGGCUCCUCUGAACUCCUCUCUGUUUCGGACAUCAGCGCCGCCCGCUGGGAGCUGUGGCAGGAGCUCAGGAGGAGGCUUUUCUGCACAUCCUCACGCGCAUUUCCACUCUGUCCAUGUUCGUUCUAAUGUGAAACGGUGCCUUCCCCUAACUCCGCCAGUGGACCCCACCCUGACUGAUGCCGCGCAGAAGCAGCACAUCACGGCUUACCCAGAUUCUACCAAGAACUGUGGCUUUUAUCGAACCAAAUCACAAGUUUAUUUACCAAAAUAACAAAGAAAACCCUAAGGGGAUUACAAUCUGA